Molecule: messenger RNA, 1761 nt
Organism: Apis dorsata (giant honeybee)
Lineage: Eukaryota; Metazoa; Arthropoda; Insecta; Hymenoptera; Apidae
Gene: Scgdelta
Product: zeta-sarcoglycan
Exons: 7
Coding region: 394-1653 (419 amino acids)
Biological process (GO): heart contraction; cardiac muscle tissue development
Cellular component (GO): sarcoglycan complex; sarcolemma
Source: RefSeq, a predicted model, not a curated record
AAAAACGUGGACAACGUUUCGUGCCGUGUAUCCUGUAUAUGUGCCACGCGUUGGAAUGAUCCCCUCGUAAUGACUCGUAAUUACGGGAAGGAGGAGCGAACGUCGUGCUGGAACGAUUUAAGGAACACCUAGCGCUACCCCCUCCCCCCUUCUCCGCCUAUAAUGAUUAGGUGCACGCGACUUCGAGGAUUACCCGGUUGAAGUGUGGUGAGUCCAAGGAUAAGAGAUCGUGGAUCGUGGUCCGAACAACGUCGACUUUCGACUUACAUCCUACAGAUAAGAUUAUCGCCCGGAUCCCGAGAAUCCCCUCUCCCCCCGGAGAGUGUCCAAAUCAAUCGGAGAUCCAUCAAGGGGAACUGAACGACAUUCGAUCGACGCGGGCGGGCACGCAAUAUGGACACGUCGCCGACGUUGAGUAUCGGUGGCUCGAGGGCGAGGGCAGCGCUUCUGACCACGAGCGGCACCGGAACCGGAAGCACCGAUAGACGCGUCGUCUUUUUAGCGAGUCAACCGGCGGUUGGGGGUGGCCACGAGACCAAGACUUGGCCCCACCAUUGGUCACCGCACGCGACCGGUAACAGUUACAAAUCGCCCGAGGAGUCGCCGCAUUCGGAGCACAGCAGAUUGAGGAUGUCUCGAGGACAGGCGGGUUGGUCGGACGAGCCGUGCGCGUCGUCGAGCGGCGGUCGAAGCGGGCGACAGUCCGCGGGGCCAUCGGCGAGGACGACGCCUCCAAUCUUCGAGGACCGGUCUUCCGCCACCUCGAUCUGUAAAGGUGGAUUCAGAUUAGGCGUUUACGGUUGGAGGAAAAAGUGUUUGUACUCUUUGGUGCUCGCCCUGAUGCUGAUCGUGAUCCUGAACCUGGCGCUCACCGUGUGGCUGCUCAAAGUCAUGGGAUUCAGUACGGAGGGAAUCGGCUCCCUGAAGGUGGUGCCCGGAGGGAUCGAGCUCAGAGGUCAGGCCGCCGUUCUGGAUGCCCUGGUGGCCUCCAGCCUCAGAUCCAGACGGGGGAAGAAUCUGGUUCUCGAGUCGUGGAACAACUUCACGGCGUCGGCCAGGUCGCGCGAUGGCCGAUUGCUCGCCCGAUUCACAGUUGGCGAGGAUCGUGUGGACUGCGUGUCGAGAGGCUUCCGGAUAACCGACCCUCAAGGAGGAAUUCUCUUCUCGGUGGACAGGGAGCAGGUGGUGGUCGGGGCGGAGAUGUUGAAGGUGACCGGCGACGGGGGUGCCGUUUUCCAGGGCAGCGUUCAAACGCCUCUGGUCAGAGGGGAAUCUGGCCGUGGCCUCAGAUUGGAAUCAGCGACCAGAUCCCUGAAGAUCAGCGCCCCCCAACAAGUGGCAAUCGAGUCGUGGGCGAACGAGAUCUCGGCUUCCUGUCUAACGGAUCUGAAACUCGAGAGCGUGCACGGAGCGAUCAAGCUGGAGGCGAAGACUCUGUUCAUGAAAGGGUUGAAGACGGCCAGCCCGAGCCAAGGCCACUCGUCCAGGGAGCAACAGCAACAGCAGCAGCAGCAGCAUUCACCGAGGACAGGGUCCUCUCCUCACCAGAGCCAAAGAGACACGACCAUCUAUCAGUUGUGUGCCUGUGCUAACGGGAAACUGUUCCUCGCCAGAUCCGAGGGGACGUGCCAAGCGGACAAAUCGAUUUGCUAAUACCUAGGACCACGAUCUAGAAAUCUACUGCCAUCACCACCACUACUACUAUUACCACUAUUACCACUACUACUACUACUACUACUACUAUUAUUACUACCACUACGC